Capsaspora owczarzaki ATCC 30864 is the source of this 1833-nucleotide messenger RNA. RefSeq names its product disulfide oxidoreductase. The record is from RefSeq and is a predicted model, not a curated record. The coding region runs from base 35 to 1636 and encodes 533 amino acids. The transcript has 5 exons. Gene Ontology annotation, molecular function: flavin adenine dinucleotide binding; 2 iron, 2 sulfur cluster binding; oxidoreductase activity, acting on NAD(P)H. Lineage: Eukaryota; Filasterea; Ministeriida; Capsasporidae. Gene Ontology annotation, cellular component: cytoplasm.
GUUUCUAUCGAAAAUCCACCACAAAAAAACAACCAUGUCCAAGCUUGAAGUUGUCGUUGGCACACUGUCCGAUCUCAAGGACGGCGAGAUGAAAGAAGUCGCGGUCGGCGAAGGCAAGGCACUCCUGGUCAACCAGAAGGGCGUCUAUUCGGCCAUCGGACACGCGUGCUCGCACUAUGGCGCUCCGUUGAAGAACGGCGUUCUGCACAACGGCCAUGUUCGCUGCCCUUGGCACGGCGCUUGCUUCAAUGUCACGACAGGUGACAUUGAGGAUUUCCCUGGCCUGGAUGGUGUGAAGAAGUUUGAUGUUCGCAUCGAAGGCGAGAACGUCGUGCUCUCGACCACCGAAGAAGAGAUCAAGAGCGGAUCGAAGCGCACCCAUACCAUGUGCCCUCGCGACCAGGCAGACGCUCGCGUCGUUUUGAUUCUUGGCGGUGGCCCUGCUGGUGCUUCUGCUGUCGAGUCGCUGCGUCAGUCCGGCUUUGCGGGACGCAUCGUGCUGAUUAGCAAGGAGACCCACCUGCCGUACGACCGCACCAAGCUGAGCAAGACACCUGGCGUGGCUGCUGAUUCGAUUGCUCUGCGUAGCAAGGACUUUUAUGCCCAGCACGGCAUCGAGCUGCUGCUCGGCGUUUCCGUCACCGAAUUGGCCGCCGAUGCCAAGACUGCUACGCUCAGCGACGGCCAGGUUCUCAAGUACGACUUUGCCAUCGUUGCCACUGGCUCCUCCCCCCGCAUCCUCAAUGUGCCCGGCUCCACCUCCAAGGGUGUCCACGUCCUCCGCUCGCCCGAAGAUUCCGCCGCCUUUGCUGCGGACGCCGAGAACAAGAACGUCGUCAUUGUGGGCUCGUCGUUCAUUGGCAUGGAAGCUGCCGCCGCGAUUGCCAAGAAGGCCGCGUCCGUGACCGUCCUGGGCCUCGAGGCGCCCUUCUCCCGCGUGUUUGGCGAGAAGGUGGGCGCGGCCGUCGCCAAGCUGCACACUGACAACAACAUCAAGAUUGUCACCUCAGCCGCUGGCGUCAAGUCGAUCAACACUGGCGCCGACGGUGGCAUCACUGGCGUCGAGCUGGCCGAUGGCACUGUUCUCCCUGGCCAGGUUGUGCUGUUUGGCGUUGGCGUGCAACUCAACACACAGUUUGUCAAGGCUGGCGCUGGCGUCACUGUCAACCCGGAUGGCUCGAUUUCGGUCGACAAGUUCGGCCACGCUGGCAACGGUCUGUACGUGGCCGGAGAUGUUGCCCGCUUCCCGUACAAGUACAGCGCCAGCGGCUCGGCUGCAGUUCGCAUCGAGCAUUUCCAGGUUGCCGAGCGCCUCGGCAGCAUCGUCGGCAAGAACAUUGCUGGCAAGGCCACCGAGAUUGACACGGUGCCGUUCUUCUGGACGGCGCACUAUGGCAAGUCUGUUCGCUAUGCCGGCUACGCUGACAAGCCAGACGAAAUCAUCAUCCAUGGCGACCUCUCCGCCCCCAAGUUUGCCGCAUUCUACGUCAAGGACGGUGCGAUUGUGGCUGCCGCAAGUCUCGCCGCCGACCCCGUUGUUGCUCGCUUUGCCUCGCUCCUCAGCACCCAGCAGCUGCCGACCCCCGCCCAAGUCCGCGACCGUGCUGCUGGUGCCGAGUGGACGUUCACCUUCUAAACGAGGUUGUUUCGGUUUUUGGUUGUAGCUGCUCUUUCCUUGGUGUGUCCUGGCGUUUGAAAAGCCUGUCUCUCAAUUAUGCUUUUUUCGAUUUACUGUUGUCUACUUCUACAUCAUAGUUUCCAUGUGACGGACAGCUCGAUAAGUUGCGAUGAACCAGCCUAAAUGAGAAUGACUGGAAAAAAAAAUCAGUCCCU